CACACUGUAUGUAUGUCAUGUCAGCAUAAAUUGAGUAAAAACUAUAAACUUGACGUGAGAUUAGCAGAAAAGUGAAGUUGCAACUAAAGAAGCCGAGCGCCGCACUGCCAACCAGAAAUCGUGCAAAAUGAGUGGGGAUGUGGCUGCCGAAAAUCUAUCGCCUCGCUUCUGAGAAAAUGGAAUCAUCCAUUAAGCUUAAGGACAACAACUCCAAUCCCAGCAGCAAUUCGAAUGGCAACAAUGGAGCAGGAGCAGCAACAGCAGCAGGAGGAGGCGGUGGCAGUAGUGGCUGUGGCAGUGGCAGCGGUGGCGGUGGCGUCUGUGUGUCCAGCAUCUGCAGCAGCGAUAGCUUCAGCAUCAUGCCACCGCCACAUCAUGAGCUGGUUAGCGCCAACAGCAUCGAGCUGAAUGCGGCCGCCUCCUUGAGCGAUGACAGCGGUGUACCAUUGACUACCAAUAGCUCCAUAUCCAGCGGUGAUUCCUAUCGCAUCGGAAUGUGCAAAUUCGAAAUUGAGAUGGUGGAAAGCGAUGGCGAGGUCUCACAAUUCGAUUCGCUGGACAAUUGCUCGGAGGGUGGCAUGAGUGCCGAGAACUUUAAUACACUGAAAAAGGGUCCAUUGGCCCCCAUUGAUCCGCCGCCCGAGUUCCAGGACUCGCCACAGACAACGCUGGUGCGUUCCAUCUCUAAGAACAUUGUCAACAGCCUGCGUCGUUGGACCUCAUCGCAGUCAUCGUUUGAGCAUCUGAAAGAUGAUGUGACGACGACGACGACGGCCAGCACCAUAGUGGCAGUGGAGCCCCCAACAAAGAGCGCUGCUGCUGUGGCUGUGGCAGUGGCAGUGAUGGCCAGAGCAGAGCCAGCAGAGCAAAGCCAGGCAAAGAUCUGCCAAAUGGAGGUAAUAGAGAGCACCCAUCUGAGUCUCAAGGAGUCGUAUGCCAUAAAUAAGCAUCUGUAUGUGAGUGAUUCGAUACUGAACAGCCACACGGAUAACAUUUACGAUGAGCCCAACAACAUCAUCAGUAGCUCGUUGGGCAACAGCGUGGAUCUGCUGGAGGACGAGGGGUGCUCCGAUCAGAGCAGCUGCUCGCCACUACCCUCACCGCCGCCGCCCGUCUCCAUCAUCAAGAUUAAGCAGACACUGUGCCCCUACUAUCAGGAUCAUACGCGCUACUUCAAGGCCAUACCCACGGAGCAGGACAGCAUUGCGAGUGCCAAGGCGGCGGCAGCCGCUGCCUCUCAGCAGCGUUUCAAUUUCAAUUCGGCCGGUCUCUCGGAGAUCCAUGAUUACGAUUUGUAUUACGGGGCUCGACGACAGCCGCCAGCGGACAACAGCAGCUUGAGCCUGCAGCGGAGGCAGGCCACCCUCUACAGCCCAUUGGGUGGGCAUACGAGUCACUGUCACUACCACAACAACAACAACAACAGCAAUAGUAGCAGUCAGGGGCACUACAACCACCCGUACAACAGCCAUCCGCAUCCGCAUCACCAUCAUCAUCAUCACUACAGCGGGGGUACAACUGCCUCCAGCCAUGGGCACGGCCAGCGUCCGAAUUCGAGGAAUUCGUUGAACAGUCGCCUGAGCAGCUCGCACAAUUCCCUGAAUGUUUCGUCGGCGAAUAAGCCCGAUGACUCCAUCUUCAUAACGCAGGCCAUGUCCCACGAUGCUCUGUUUACCCGCGAGAUCUCAGACUUUUAUAAUGUACCCAUCGAUUCGGAUAUUUAUGCGUUUCCCGUGGACAUGAUCGAGCAGCAGCAGCAGCAACUAGAGAAGGAAAAGGAGAAGGAGAAAGAGCGGCUGGUGACGGCAGCGGCUGUGACAGUGGCAGGAUCUGGAGCCCCACCAUACCACAAGGCUGCCAGCAGAAGGAAUAAACGCAACAAGCGCAAGCAGCGACAUGGAGGAACGACUGCCGCGGGAGCGGGGACCGAGACGAGCGAUGGGGAUGGAGAAAAGUCUGGGAAACAUGGAAAAUAUCGCACCCCAGUGGGACAGGGACAGGGGCAAAUGAGCGAAUCAUCGGAGCCGCUGCACAUGACCCUGGACGAGGUGAAGCAAUUCUAUCACACACUCUAUUCGGAUGCGGGAAAGUCCUGUGCAUCCUCGGGGGGUGGACCCAAACCGAUGCUGGUCAAGUCCAGCAAUGAGACCAUCUGGAGUGUGUCCACGGCCACAACGAAUGCCACAACGACCACAGCGCGAACGCGCAGCAGCGUUGGCACCUCAAAUCGUUCGACAAAUGCUGCGGGCGCUGGUGGCGGUGGAUCUGCCAGCGAUGGUGGCAAGUAUCUCAGCAAACAGAGCAAACACAAUCUGGACAAUGAUAAGCUCAACAACAACAAUAAUAACAACAACCAGCAGACGCCCUCGCAACAGCAACAGCAGCAGCUGCAGCAGCAGCAGAACCUGCAACAGCAACAGUCAUCGGAGAAGCCUCCCGCAGGAGAGUUGCAAUUGCACCUACAGAUGCAACACCACCAGCAGCAGCAGCAGCAACAGCAACAUCCGAACAACAAGCAUGUGGUGCACUCGGAGAAGAAGUCACAGUUUACGCUCAAUCUCAAGCAAAAAUUCUGCAGCAUCUUUCGCUUUCGUCGGAAUCAUCAUAGUCGUUGCCGUGCCGCAGCCGCCUCUGUGGCAGCAGCGAAUGCGGCUGCAAAUGCGAAUGCCACGAGUGCCACAUUGGCUGUGGAAGCAACAGCUUUGACGGCCGAGAGCCAGGACCAGGAGUCGUCACCAGCAGCAGCAGGUGCAACAACAGCAACACCAGCCGCCCCAGGGGAGUCGUCAACCGACGAGGGACUCAAGAAGUUCCAGUCGCGUGCACUGCCACCAUUACCAAAGAAGGCAGCCGCCUAUGCCAUAGAUGAAGCUGUCGAACAGCCCGAACAGGAAGAUCAACAGCAAAAGAAGCAACCUGGUGGCCCAGAGCCGCGUGCAUUGCAGUUUACCUCAAGCAUUGAAAAAGUCAAAGAUUACGGCUGGUACUGGGGUCCCUUGUCUGGGGAAGCGGCCGAAAAAGUGCUCUCAAAUGAGCCGGAUGGUUCGUUUAUUGUACGCGAUAGCUCCGACGAUCAUUACAUCUUCUCGCUGAGCUUCAAGCUGAACAAUUGUGUGCGACAUGUGCGCAUUGAACAGGAUCAGGGGACCUUCUCCUUUGGCUCUUAUGCAAAAUUCAAGUCCCAAACCAUCACCGAAUUCAUUGAGAAGGCUGUCGAGCAUUCGCGAAGCGGCAGAUAUUUAUUUUUUCUGCAUCGCCGGCCAGAGCAUGGACCAAUGCGUGUGCAAUUAACCAAUCCAGUAUCUAGAUUUAAGCAUGUACAAAGCUUGCAGCACAUGUGCAGAUUUGUUAUACUAAAGGCGGUUAUACGAAAGGAUCUAAUACAGACGUUGCCAUUACCAAGAAGACUUUUAGACUAUCUUAACUAUAAGCAUUGCUACUCCGAGCAAGUGGAGUCCGACAGUUCCCAUUCGCAGAUUUCUGGCGAUGGAACCAUGUAGGUGGUAAAAAUGGAGGAGGUGGAAACGGAGAAGGAGAUGGAGAUGGGAAUGGCAAAGGCAAAGGCGGACUCGGAAGCGAUUCGCUUGUGUGUGACAAACAACAAGUAAACGAAAGCAACAGAAAUUAUUACCUUACAUAAGUAGUAGAAUUUAAACAAACGAAACAAAGGAAUGCGAAAACAAAGCAAAAGCAAAAACAAAAACAAAAGUAACGAUACAUUAAAACCGUUAAACGUUCUAUAUAACAAGAACAAAAGAAACCAACAAAAGAAAACAAAACGUUAAAUAAGUAAAGUAAAUGGAAGAAAUUGUUAGUUUUGCUAAAAAUAAAACCCAAGAUGAAGUAGUCGAAGCAGGAGAAGUAGAAGGAGAACAGGCGAUAGAAGAACAGGAAGAGUGAAGUGUGAAGAACACGAUGACGAUGGAGAACACAAAAUUCAAAACUCUGUUUAUUGAUCAUUUUUUUGUACUCGGUGCUAUACUAUAAAUAUAAAAACUAUUUAAUGAAGGAGGAAAAUGAAAGCAGACAGCAGCAAAAAGUAAGAAAGAAAAAAGAGCAACAAAAAGCAACAAACGUAAGCAGAAACGGAAACACGAAACAGAAAAUUAUUAUUAUAGAUAUUAUAGAAACUAUGCGGUAGUCAAGUAAACGAAAUAACGAAUUAACUGAAAGAAAAAGUGUACAUACAAAUAUGUUUGAGAAUGAGGAGCCAUAAUGCCACCCAGCAGAACCCCCCGCCACCCAGCCACACAGCCAUCCUGCAACCGAAAACCCCGCCAACCGGAUGGGGGGGGGCCUACGUUUUUCAUUAAUUAAUUUUAUGCUUGCCUUUUAGCUGUGAUUUAUAUAAGGUGUCUGAGUCGACUAUGUCGAGGAGUAUUUUGUUCAAACUGCAAUUUGAUAUUUAUAGAAUUAUGUACACGUGUCACGACGAGAGAGAGAGAGAGAGAGGAGAUCGCGAGCGCAAAGCAAAUGUUAAAAGCAAUCUUAAAUCAAGUUCUUAAGUUCGAGCAAAGACUUUUGUUUAAUGGUCGCUUUGCUUCACAAGUCACAACAAUACUCGAAAUCGAAUCGAAAGCAUGAGGUGGAAAACAAAACGAUCGAAAAGAGUGGGACAGCAAUAGGAAUAGCAAUAGCAAGAGAGAGAGAACAAAAUCGGAAAAAAGCAAAAGAGAAAGAAAAGUGAAAGAGAAAGAGAAACAGAAACACCAACAAAGAGCACAUGUAUAUGAAUAUUCAUAUUGCUUAGAUUUAUUUCAAUUGUUGACUAAUUAUGGUUUCGGAUUUGUUGUUAUUUAUGUUUUAAGCUCCCCCAAAACCCCUCGCAUACCAUACCAUACCCCAUUUACAUUUUGUUUAUUGUUUUUAAACAUAUCUACUAUUAUUAUUAUUGCUCAUGAUUGAUGAUUUGUUUAUGCGUUGUAUUUAUUUCCUUUUUGUAUAAAUAUAUAUGUAUACGAC
Messenger RNA from Drosophila guanche, 4962 nucleotides. RefSeq lists its product as uncharacterized. The record is from RefSeq and is a predicted model, not a curated record. Gene Ontology annotation, biological process: phosphatidylinositol phosphate biosynthetic process; intracellular signal transduction. Gene Ontology annotation, cellular component: phosphatidylinositol 3-kinase complex. NCBI's taxonomy places the organism in Eukaryota, Metazoa, Arthropoda, Insecta, Diptera, Drosophilidae. The coding region runs from base 138 to 3500 and encodes 1120 amino acids. Gene Ontology annotation, molecular function: 1-phosphatidylinositol-3-kinase regulator activity. The transcript is spliced from 9 exons.